This is a messenger RNA of Panicum virgatum (switchgrass), 2391 nucleotides long. Its product is annotated as subtilisin-like protease SBT3.5. Gene Ontology annotation, biological process: proteolysis. Bases 410 to 2254 code for a protein of 614 amino acids. The record is from RefSeq and is a predicted model, not a curated record. Gene Ontology annotation, molecular function: serine-type endopeptidase activity. The transcript is spliced from 10 exons. Lineage: Eukaryota; Viridiplantae; Streptophyta; Magnoliopsida; Poales; Poaceae.
ACCUACGAGCAAGACAGCACAUAAAAGCAUGGGAUUCUAUUCUUCGUCGCGUGUCCCUGCAUCUUUGGUGUCGGUGCUACUGCUUUGCUUCUGCGUGCAGUUAUUGGGUGUCCAUGGAGGAUCUCGCAGGCUAUAUAUUGUGUACCUAGGCGAUGUGAAACAUGAACACCCCAACGAUGUCAUCGCUUCUCACCAUGAUCUUCUCAGCGAUGUUCUCGGAAGCAAGGAAGAUUCUGUGGCCUCCAUGGUUCACAACUACAAGCAUGGAUUCUCAGGCUUCGCAGCAAUGCUCACUGAAGGCCAAGCAAAACAGCUGGCAGAGUCUCCAGAAGUCAUCAGUGUCGAACCAAGCUGAAGCUACACGGCGACAACCACACGAAGCUGGGACUUCCUUGGUCUGGGCUCCCAAAUGCCCGGCGACCUGCUCCGUGAAGGCAGACAUGGAGAGGACAUAAUCAUCGGCGUCGUCGACAGUGGUAUCUGGCCGGAGUCGAGGAGCUUCAGCGAUCAAGGGUACGGGCCGGUGCCGUCCCGAUGGAGAGGCGUGUGCCAAGUCGGUCAGGGCUGGGACCUCAACAACUGCAGCCGCAAGAUCAUCGGCGCACGGUUCUACAGCGCCGGACUGGGCGAGGCGGACAUCAACAAGGACGAGUACCUCUCACCCCGGGACGGCAUGAGCGGCCACGGCACGCACACGGCCUCCACCGCAGCAGGCUCUGCCGUGGAAGGGGUCAGCUUCCAAGGCCUCGCCGCGGGCGUCGCGCGAGGCGGCGCGCCCCACGCCCGCAUCGCCGUCUACAAAGCCCUCUGGGCGAGGCCCGACGGCACAACAAGAACUGGCAGCGACGCCGAUGUGCUCGCGGCCAUCGACGACGCCAUCCACGACGGCGUGGACGUGCUCUCGCUGUCCCUGGGCGCCCUCGGCAACGCAGACUCGUUCGGCACCCUGCACGCGGUUCAGAAGGGGAUCGCCGUCGUGUACGCGGCCGGGAACGACGGGCCAAGACCGCAGACCGUUGUGAAUACGGCCCCGUGGGUCAUCACCGUAGCCGCGAGUACGAUUGACCGCUCGUUUCCAACCGUGAUCACGCUGGGAAACAAGCAACAGAUAGCGGGACAAUCUCUCUACUACCAAGACAAGAACUCAGCCGGGAGCAGUUUCAGAAACCUUACCACUGGAGCUGGAGGCCUCAGCUGCACGGAGGAAGCUCUGAAUGGCACGGAUUUGAAAGGAAAAACUGUCAUGUGCUUUCCAGUAAAUCGAAAACUAGCGCUAACCCCGCUUUGGGAAUUCCAAAGCGCGCUGCAAAACGUCCGGAAGGCCGGGGGCUCUGGUCUUGUUUUCGCUCAGCAUACGACGAGCAUUCUAGAGGGCACCGGUAGUUGCGGAGGCAUUGCCUGUGUCCUCGUGGACCUUGACACCGGCUACCAGAUUCUAGUAUACAUGGGAUCCGCGAGCUCUCCUGUGGCAAAGAUUGAACCAGCGCGUAGCUUUACGAGUAAAGAGCUAUUGGCUCCCAAAGUGGCAGCAUUCUCCUCCAGAGGUCCAUCAAUCUACAACGCUGAUGUUAUUAAGCCUGACAUAGCAGCACCUGGAGUCGGCAUCUUAGCAGCAAUGCGAGACUCCUAUAAGUUUGCGUCGGGGACAUCAAUGUCUGCUCCGCACGUAGCUGGCAUCAUCGCCUUGCUGAAAGUUCUACAUCCACAAUGGUCUCCUGCUGCACUGAAAUCUGCCAUCAUCACCACAGCAUCUGUAACUGAUGAACAUGGCAUGCCAAUACUGGCUGAUGGGUUGCCUCGAAAGAUUGCGGACCCAUUUGACUUUGGAGGUGGGCACAUCAACCCUAACAGAGCAGCAGAUCCUGGACUGAUCUAUGACAUCAAUCCAAACGAUUACAACAACGUAUUUAAUUGCAUCAUCAAAAGAUCCGGAAGUUGUAAUACAACAGUGGUGCCAGGGCAUCUCUUGAACCUGCCAUCCAUCUCGGUUCCAGAUCUGAGGUACCCAGUCACUGUAUCAAGAACUGUCACAAAUGUCGACGAGGUCGAUGUGGUUUACCACGUUGCAACUGAGAGCCCAGCUGGAGUCGAGAUGGAAGUUGAGCCGUCUGUUCUUGUGUUUAAUGCUGCGAUGUGGAUGUUACAAGGGGACUACAUGUUUGGCAACCUGACUUGGUAUAAUGACCAGAGGACCGUGUGGAUUCCGGUUGCUGCUCGGAUCACAAUUCAUGAUUUCUUCGCAGAUGUUGCAUAAGCAAGGUGAAAUAUGCAAGUAGCAUAUGUUAUCUUCAUGUGCUUUUGCUUUUGAAGGAUAUAUCCCACGGUGUUCCUUGCACUGCCCAGUUCUACUAUGGUUUUACUUGGAUAUAUAUUUCUUUUCCCUUCACCAAA